CAUUUCAUGUACUAUAAAUAGCCUUGUUUUCCAUUCUAACAGCACUUGCUCUGUAAGCCUUUGCUUCCUCUGUCUCUCUUGUUUUUCUCUCCAUUGCCUUCAUUAUAUACUCUGCCACAGCUAUGGUUGCUGAAGUAAUGCCUGAAAAACCCCUUCAAGGGGUUCCCAUCCUUUCAAGAGAGACCAGCUUCUCUUCUUCACCUAGAAGGUUGGAAGGCAAGGUUGCUAUUGUGACCGGUGGUGCCAGAGGGAUAGGAGAAGCAACAGUUCGAGUUUUCGUGAAGAACGGUGCAAGGGUUGUGAUUGCAGAUGUUGAGGAUGCACUUGGCACAAUGCUUGCUGAGACCUUGGCUCCUUCAGCCACCUAUGUUCACUGUGAUGUCAGCAUGGAAGAAGAAGUUGAGAAUCUGGUGAGUUCCACAGUUUCUCGGUUUGGUCAAGUGGACAUAAUGUUCAACAAUGCUGGGGUGCUAGGGAACCAGUCCAAGAACAAGAGCAUCAUAAACUUUGACCCUGAUGAGUUUGACCGAGUGAUGCGUGUGAACGUGAAGGGAAUGGCCUUGGGGAUCAAGCACGCGGCAAGGGUGAUGAUUCCAAGGGGAAUUGGGUGCAUAAUCUCCACUGCUAGUGUUGCUGGGGUCAUGGGGGGGCUUGGCCCACAUGCCUACACUGCCUCAAAGCAUGCCAUUGUGGGGCUCACAAAGAACACCGCUUGUGAGUUGGGGAGGUAUGGGAUAAGGGUCAAUUGCAUUUCACCCUUUGGGGUGGCCACAAACAUGCUUGUGAAUGCUUGGAGAAGUGGUGCUGCUGCUGAUGAUGAUGGUGAUGAUAGUGUGAUCAAUUUUGGGUUGCCUUUCCCUGAGGAAGUGGAGAAAAUGGAGGGGUUUGUCAGAGGGCUUGCCAACUUGAAUGGAACAACUCUUAGGGCUAAAGAUAUUGCUGAGGCUGCACUCUAUCUUGCUAGUGAUGAAUCCAAGUAUGUUAGUGGUCAUAAUCUUGUUGUGGAUGGUGGAGUCACCUCCUCUAGAAAUUGUAUUGGUUUGUGAUUUUUUUUUUUUACUAUUUUGGGAUUUUGGUCAAUGUAGGGUGGAGAAGCUUGUAAAAUUAUUCAUUUCAAUAUAAUUGUAGUUACUUUUUUUUUUUUUUU
Molecule: messenger RNA, 1147 nt
Organism: Cajanus cajan (pigeon pea)
Lineage: Eukaryota; Viridiplantae; Streptophyta; Magnoliopsida; Fabales; Fabaceae
Product: short-chain dehydrogenase reductase 2a
Molecular function (GO): oxidoreductase activity, acting on the CH-OH group of donors, NAD or NADP as acceptor
Source: RefSeq, a predicted model, not a curated record